GGAAGAAGGGGUCUCGAUUCAGACCCCAAGAGAGGGUUUUUGGGUCUACCGCAGGGAAGAAUUGGAGGCGAGUCACAAGGCGCAGUAAAGGAAGCAAGUUUAUUGGCAUCUACUCCGUUACAGAGUCGCAAGUCCUCAGACUGCAAGAGGAGGAACUCCCGUCCUUCCGUAGUGUCACUACUUAGAGGCAACUGUGAGGACAGCAAGAAUCGCUUGACAAUUGGUUUGUGAGCAUAAUGGCAUCUAUAAACAGAACCAUUGAAAUAAUUAAAAAACAUGGAGUAAGCAAACAACAUCUCCUGGAGGAGAUAAACAAAAAGCGUGAAUCCAACUGCUUGGUGGAACGAAGCAAUCAAGUCAGCUUACUGAGAGUUCAAAAGAGGCACUUCCCGGGUGCCUGUCAGUCCUUUACUCAUACCACAACCAAAGAGCCUAUUCCCGACAGUGGCAGGAGCUCCUGGGUCAAGCUGAGUCUCCUUGCUCACAUGGAGAGAAAGCACUUUCCACCAAAAAAUAAUGCCAUAUUUGGAUAAAGUGCAUCUCCAGAGACAAAGACACACAGAAAUAC
Messenger RNA from Rhinopithecus roxellana (golden snub-nosed monkey), 568 nucleotides. RefSeq names its product spermatogenesis associated 45 (gene SPATA45). The transcript has 3 exons. Lineage: Eukaryota; Metazoa; Chordata; Mammalia; Primates; Cercopithecidae. Bases 237 to 533 code for a protein of 98 amino acids. The record is from RefSeq and is a predicted model, not a curated record.